Messenger RNA from Monosiga brevicollis MX1, 1704 nucleotides. RefSeq lists its product as uncharacterized. The record is from RefSeq and is a predicted model, not a curated record. The coding region runs from base 1 to 1704 and encodes 567 amino acids. The transcript has 12 exons. Lineage: Eukaryota; Choanoflagellata; Craspedida; Salpingoecidae.
AUGGCGGGCGCUGGUGGUGAUGGUGGGCUAGAGGCCUCGCUACGGUAUUGGCAGCUGCGAAGGCUGUCUCCAGAUGUCCAGCAGUUGGAGCGCAAUCUGAAGCAGUUUGGAAGCCCACAAUCUGCGCCGCAGCGCAGUCUGGUAGCCAGUUAUGACUUUAUUGACAUGGCACAGGCUGUGUGCAAGCAAGCAAAGCCUGUGCUGUCGGUGCAGGCAAAACUUGUGCAUCGCUACGGCUUGAUUGCCCGAGAGCAUCGCAUUCCAAUCGCGGAUACCCGGGCGCAGCAGCGCAGUUUGCAGCGCGAUCGCCUGCUGGAUAGCAUGACGCACGAGCCUCUGGCCUUGAACAUGUACGUAUGUGACGCGGGGGACUUGUUGCGCGAGCUCGUGGCCGUCAUCAACCCCAACUACUUGCCCGGCGGUCGCCGCACGGCAGCCACCCUCGACCAGGUCCCAGAAGCGGCUGAUUCAGCUAGUUUGCAGCGAGAGCAGGCAUAUGCCAGCGAGGCGCGCCAGCAUAGCCAACGGGCCAAGCUGGCGUCCGAAGCGCUCAAAGAAUCCACGCCUCCGGUGGCUCGUGAUCAACACGAAAAGCUACGCUCCUCUCUGCAGGCGCAAGCCGAGGCUGAGCGCCGCGAAGCUCUGGCCGCAGCCUCUCGCUCGGCUGAAGCGGCCAACCAAGCUGCCGCACUCCAGCUCGUGCAAGCACCGACGGCGUGGAUUCGCCAUGGCCUGUUGGCCGCAUCGCUGCCACAGGGCAUGAUUAAAGUCGUCUUUGCCGUCCCUAGUGUAGCCGACCUACGUCGCGCCUUUGCGCAACUGCACCCCACCACCGUGCAGGUGGGCAUUGAGGAUCAGUGGCAGAAUCCACAACACACCACCUUUGUAGCACAUCGGGCAGCUGAUACAGAGGAUAUUCUUGACCGCCAGGAUCUCGCCGCUCUGAUAGAUCAGUGUCGCAGUGGUUGUCUGCCCGACCUUCGAGCCCGCAUUUGGAUGCACGCUCUCUGCUUUGACCAGCUCUCGGACUUUGCCGUGCGAUACAAUGAGCUUUGGUCUGGGCUUGCUCAGUAUUCGACCCUGAGCGAGCGCCUCGCCAUAGCCGAGAGUCGGUUCCUGUGUAAUCUCAGUGAUGUUUACUUUAUAUUCCAGGAUCAAGUCUCCGAACUGCUGGUGGCUUUCCUGCAUGACAAGGAUAUCUGUCGCGUACUCAACUUGGACAAGCUGCCAACGUCCCAGGUGUUGGAGGCUGACGUAUCACCGGCGGUUGACGGCAGAGAUGUGCCUUGUAGUGGCAUUGUUCUGAUGCGCGGCAUGUCUCUGCUCGUGGCACCCCUGGCUUAUUUAUCCCACGACAUGGCGCGUGCUUACGCCCUCCAUCGUCAGCUUUACUGCCGCUACUGGCAUCGUCUACUCACCAUCAACGGGGCACCAGAUGGGAUUCUGGCGCUCUGCAACCUCUUUGAAACGCUGAUGCAACGGCAUCAACCCGAGCUGUGGAACCAUCUGCUGGUUCUGCUGGUGUGGGAUCGCAUCAUCGGGUUCGAUUCGUUACGGCCCUUGGCGUUACUCGCCGUCGCCAUCUUUGCCUAUCGUGCCUCCGUUCUGCUGCGGGCGGGGACCAGAGAUGAAGUGGACGCCAUGUUGAUGGAUCUAUCUGGGGUGGAGGCCAUUGUAUUGUUGCAAACGCUGAUUUUCGUCUAG